This is a messenger RNA of Fusarium tjaetaba, 1107 nucleotides long. Its product is annotated as zinc-binding alcohol dehydrogenase domain protein. The transcript has a single exon. Gene Ontology annotation, molecular function: oxidoreductase activity, acting on NAD(P)H. Lineage: Eukaryota; Fungi; Ascomycota; Sordariomycetes; Hypocreales; Nectriaceae. The record is from RefSeq and is a predicted model, not a curated record. The coding region runs from base 1 to 1107 and encodes 368 amino acids.
AUGUCUACUCAUCUCGCCGCUGUUUGCCCAGGCAAAGGCCAACCCUUCCAAGUCCAAACUCGAUCCACUCCAAAGCCAGGACCAGAUGAACUUCUCAUCGCCGUCAAGUCCGUCGCUCUCAAUCCAGCAGAUGUCAUCAUGCGCGAUCAAGGACUUUUCAUCACAGAAUAUCCCACCGUCAUUGGCUUCGACAUGUCGGGCUUGGUACUACAAGUCGGCGAGAAUGUUCCAUCUGAUGAUGAUGGCUUCCAGCCCGGCACUCGUGUUGCUGCAUAUUCAGCUUCUGCUUGGAGAGGCUGCGCUCCAGAUUAUGGCCCCUUCCAAGAGAAAUGCCUUGUCCCCUGGCAACAUGCUGUGCGUCUGCCAGAUCAGGAGAUGUCGUGGAAUCAUGCUGCGACGCUGCCUGUUUCUGUGCAAGUACCUCUUAGCGCAUGGGAUAUGAUGGGAAUUCCUAGAUCCUAUGAUGAACUAUCUUCUCAAGAUCUUGAUCAGGCUGAGAAGAAAGAAGCGCUUCUGAUCUGGGGCGCAUCAUCCAGCAUCGGCACUAUGGGCGUGCAAACAGCUCGUCUGUUGUGCCAACAUCCCAAGUCUCCCUUUGCAGCAGUGUAUGCUACUGCAGGACAAACAAACCACAAUUAUAUACGCUCACUCGGCGCCGAUCGCGUGUUCGACUAUAAAGACCCAAAGGUCGUGGAGUCAAUUGUCGCCGCUGCAAAAGAAGACGGGCUGGUCAUUCGAUAUUGUUUCCUCGCGACCGGAAACCUUUCUUUGUGUCAGGCCGUUCUUAAAGAAUUUAUUGACAUUAGCUCUAUUGAGAGGAAGAUAACUGCCAAAAUUGGGUCGGCUCCUUGGAUUCCAGCAGAUGCUGAGAACGUCAAUGGAGUUGAGGUCCUCUUCGUGAUGCCAUCGGCGGUUGAGGAGGAAAGACUGGAGCAGUUCAAGUAUUGGAUUGGUAAUUACUUGAGUAAGAAUAUGUCCAGUGGGAACAUCAGACCGAGCCCUGAGCCAAAGGUCGUAGGAAGAGGUUUGAAGUUCUUGAACAGCGCUUUGGAAAAAAUGUCUGAGAGCGUCAGUUGUACAAAGUUAGUGGUUGAGAUUGGGGAGUGA